Cuscuta epithymum is the source of this 343-nucleotide messenger RNA. The record is from the annotation of a GenBank genome assembly. Lineage: Eukaryota; Viridiplantae; Streptophyta; Magnoliopsida; Solanales; Convolvulaceae.
CCUGCGGUUGGAAGAACAGUGAUGAUGGGAAACACAAGUGCUGCUAGUGUGCAUGGAGUUGGAAAAGUAGAAAUAAAAUUUCCUUCGGGAAAAAUACUUACUUUGCAUGGAGUGCAUCACGUUCCCGAAAUUAGAAGGAACAUUGUUAGUGGUUCCAUUCUAGUUAGGGAGGGUUAUGAGUUAUCUUUUAAAUUUAAUAAAGUUGUAAUUUUAUUUGGUGGACUUUUUAUUGGCAAGGGUUACUUGUCGGAUGGACUUUUUAAGAUUGUGGUUGAUUAUUUUGAAUUAAAUUAUGUAUCUGAGAAUUGUGAUUCUUCAACUUUAUGGCAUUAUCGUUUGGGUC